This is a messenger RNA of Drosophila takahashii, 1205 nucleotides long. Lineage: Eukaryota; Metazoa; Arthropoda; Insecta; Diptera; Drosophilidae. The record is from RefSeq and is a predicted model, not a curated record.
AUGACAGCUCUGGCGUACGGCGAGGAGGCGGAGAAUGUCACGGCUCUUAUUGAUCACUCAGUGGUGUUUCCCUGGUAUCUCGAGUUAUUAGUUCGUCGAAAGUUGAGCUACGAUGGAAAGUGGGUGGAUUUUGGUGGUUACCCCCUUUCUGAAUUUCAAACUAACUUUGUUUCGAUUACAGAACCGGUAGUUUUCGUGGGCGUGGCACUGUUGCUGGUGCUGCCCUUGGUGAAUGCCCGCGACGAGGACAUCUGCCGCUUGUUCUCGAACAACACAGUGAUCCGUGAUCCCGAUUCGUGCAGCCAAUCGAUUACGUGCAUCGAUUCCGUGAGCCACUACAGCACCUGCUCGGGAUCCACUCCCUUCUUCGACAAGGAUCAGGGCAAGUGUGUGAAGACCCUCACCUCCACGUCCAGCUGCUCGAUUUCCUGCGAGGGCGUGGCCACCCACUUCCUGGCCGAUCCGAAGUCCUGCUACGGCUACUACUACUGCUCCGAACAGGAGACGGCCAUGUAUGGCAAGUGUCCGCAGGACACGCACUUCAAUGCCACCACCGAGAUGUGCACCCACCAAUACGAAUCGGCCUGCACGACCAGCUCCUUUGAGUACUGCAACAUUGUGAAGAACAACGUGAACUUCGACAAUCUGCAGGGCUGCAACCAGUACCAUGUGUGCGAAAAGGGAGUGCUGAAGGACAAGACCUGCACGAAUCAGUACUACCAGGCCAGCACGGGAACGUGUGUGGCCAAGGCUCUCGUGGAUUGCGAUGCCCAUCCCAAUGCGGACAAGUGCGGCAAGGCCAGCAAGCCGACGGUGGACAAGUUCGUUGCGGAUGAUGCCACCUGUCGCGGGUACUUCUACUGCGCCAAGCAGGCCGAUGGCUCUCCCGAUCCGAAUCCCCUGUGGAACCAGUGUCCCCAGGACAAGUUCUUCGAUGCCAGCAGCCAGAUGUGCAUCGAUCCCACCCUGGUCAAGUGCACCAACGAUCGUUGCGAUGGCCGCACCGCCGAAUUUGUGGUUAGCGCCACCACCGGCUGCCGGAACUAUUACCACUGCUCCGGCGGAGUCGCCAGCGAGGAGAAGUCCUGCGGCAACUACUUCUUCGACGAGCAGCUGGGCAGUUGCGUCCAGAGUAUCAAGACCUACACUGCGUGUACGAAGUAAAUACCCUUAAUAAAGCUCAACCAUCGAAGUGAUAUGGUAAA